UUCACUCGUUGAUGGCAUUUGUAACGUAUAUAGCUGGACAGACACCAUUUCCUGAGUUCAGUGCUGUGCUGAUGUUAGAUGAUGUGCAAAUAGGAUAUUAUGACUCGGUCACAUGGAAACCUUUCUAUCGCACUAACAGUACUGAUUUGCAGUUCCAUGAAGAAGAACAAAAGGAUGCUGAUAUUGUAUUUCGCGAUAUGUAUAACAUCUUUAAAGACAGAGCAUUUUAUCUUAAGGAGCAGCAAAAUCACACAGAUGGUGUACAAGUUCAUCAGAGAAUUGCUGGAUGUGAAUUGUUAAACGAUGAUAAACCAGGUCUACUUCAGAGAUGGGAUGCUUUAGAUGGACAAAAUAUAGAAGAGUUAAUUUUUGACAUAGAAAACAACAAAACCCAGACAAAAAUGACAUGGCGGCCAUGGGACCAACAUAAAUGGAUUCGUGUAAAGUAUAUGUAUGAAAAUGUUUAUCACCCUCUUUGUAUGAAAGUUUUGCGGAGGUAUUUGUAUAUGGAAAAGAACAACGUGCUGAGAAAAGUAAAACCCAGAGUCAGAUUCAUGAAUAAGACCCUCACAGACUCUCAAGGGCUUCAGAUCAGCUGUCUGGCCACUGGUUUUUACCCCCGUCACAUUAACCUGAUCCUGUUCAGAAAUGGUCAGCUUGUGGAUGAUGAUCAGAUCACAGGAGGAGAGAUUCUGCCCAACGGAGACGGAACUUACCAGAUGAGGAAGAGUUUGGUAAUCAGUGAAGAAGAACUAUGUGAGGAACAUAAAUACAACUGCACAAUGAAGCACCUCAAUUUGGAAAACAAACUGGACAUCACAUAUGAUGUGGCUGAAUGUGACCCAGGAUCUUUCAGUCAGUCUGUAGUUUUCAGUGUGCUGGUGUUCAUGUGUGUGGCUGUUCUCAUAAUAAUUGCAGUCAUCGUAUGGAGGAAGAGACGAGCUGCUGGACAGGGAACUGGGACAUCACAGAGUAAAUACUCCCCUUACUCCAUCUUCGAUGCGCGAUAAAACAUGAAAAGUGCUUGUUGGAUGCUAUUUGAAUUGUGCUACGAUGGCCUUCAAAUGACAUAAAAAAAAUACAAAGACAAAGGAACAUAUGUAGGUAAAUGUAUGCAGUAUGCAACAUAAAACUUGGCAUAUGUGGCCUGAAAUCAUAAUAUUGUUUAUGAACAAUAUCUCCUGCUGUAUUAUUCUAUUUCUGGGCAGUUGUGGCCUAAUGGUUAGAGAGUUGGACUUGGACUAAUCCGAAGGUUGUAGGUUAGAGUCUCAGUACCGGCAGGAAAGGUGGGGGACUGAUUGUACAGCACUCUCCUCAGCGCUCUUCAGUGCUUUUCAUACCCACAACUGAGCAAGGCACCUAAACCGCAAUUGCACACCGGGCCCUGCAGCACUGCUCGGGGUGUGUGUUUAAAACUCUUUGUGUGUCCACUUGGAUGGGUGAAAUGCAGAGCAUAAAUUCCAAGUAUGGGAAAUUCCAAGUCACGUCACUUUAACUUUCUGUCAUGGCAACUCUCUAGUUUGGUUUGUGCUGCAACUGCUAUAGCAAACCCUAAAUGUCAAGCAGCAAGCUCAUUGGCAUAUGAUGCUAUAGAAACCAAUCAUGUGCGCCAUGUAGAAAACUAUGUGAUUGCUAUCAGUUAUACAGUAUGUACUAUGUAACCUAUCAAUCUGUGCCAUAUUGAGUUUCAAGACAAAACUUUGUAUUUCUGUUGAGACUUUGGCAUGGUAACAGAUUUUACAAUGUUAAUGUAUUUGGUCUUGGCAGAACAGAUCUGCUAUGCUGCUGCUGCUGCUGCUGCAGAGCAAGGAGAGAGAUACUGCCAAUACGUACAUGGACACACUUCUGUGUGCAUUUAACAUGCUGCUGCUAACUUGUUCCCCUGCUUCAUGAUCUCCGCUCCAAGUUUGUAUAUUUGUUGUAUUAUUGUGUGGUUGUCCUUUAAAAGUAUCUGGGUUCUGAGAGUUGCAGAUGAAUGAGUUCUGUAGACAUAUUCCUGGUGUCCUGGUUAUUCUUUGACAUAUGUUUCAUUUCAUUCCUUUCCAUUCUGUUUACUUGUUUUUCCUGCUGUGUAAAAUCUUCUUGUGUAAUAUGGUUAUUGCCUUUAACAAAUACAGUUAUGGAAGA
This is a messenger RNA of Sinocyclocheilus rhinocerous, 2127 nucleotides long. RefSeq names its product major histocompatibility complex class I-related gene protein-like. Gene Ontology annotation, biological process: immune response. The record is from RefSeq and is a predicted model, not a curated record. The transcript has 6 exons. The coding region runs from base 12 to 1010 and encodes 332 amino acids. Lineage: Eukaryota; Metazoa; Chordata; Actinopteri; Cypriniformes; Cyprinidae. Gene Ontology annotation, cellular component: external side of plasma membrane.